This is a messenger RNA of Brettanomyces bruxellensis, 2610 nucleotides long. RefSeq lists its product as uncharacterized. Gene Ontology annotation, cellular component: membrane. Gene Ontology annotation, biological process: transmembrane transport. Gene Ontology annotation, molecular function: ATP binding; ATP hydrolysis activity; ABC-type oligopeptide transporter activity. The record is from RefSeq and is a predicted model, not a curated record. Bases 1 to 2610 code for a protein of 869 amino acids. The transcript has a single exon. Lineage: Eukaryota; Fungi; Ascomycota; Pichiomycetes; Pichiales; Pichiaceae.
AUGGCAUCAUCGACAAUUCAACCUGUCUGUUUGAAACGACAAUCAAUUCUGAAAGAAACUUCUUCUUUUAGAAGUCAUCAGAUUUUGAGAAGCUUUAUGCCCUUGGUUAAUCCUACACAUAGUUUAAGUCCUUACGUACGAUCAAGUUUGUUCUUGACCCGUAUUGGAUCUUUACGAACCUUUUCCACUUCCCAUUAUUCAUUAAGACAGUUGGGAGGAGAGAAGUCGUCAUCUAAGCCUGGUAAUAAAUUGGUCAAGCGCGAAAAGAAAUAUUGGAUGGAAAGAUGGUUUGGUUUAACAAAGGAGCAACGAACUGAAGCUGGUUUCAGUGAGGUGAAAAGGUUACUUUUGCUUGGUAAGCAAGACUGGAGACUGUUCUCUGUGGCAAUAGUUCUCUUAAUUAUUUCAUCGGCAAUUGUGAUGGCUUUGCCUAAAGUCACAGGAUCCAUAUUAGAUGCUACUAAAAAGUAUGACAAGCUAGAGGAUAUUAGUUUAUAUGGCUUUACACUGAACGAGUUUAUGGCGAUUAUGGCAGGUCUAUUACUUUUGUCUACGUUCACGACAUUUGGUCGUAUCAUUAUUCUUCGAGUUUUAGGUGAGAAACUUGUUUCCAGGUUGAGAUCUAGGAUAAUGAAAAAGACUUUAAGGCAGGAUAUGACUUUCUUUGAUGAAAACAAGGUGGGUGACUUAAUUUCACGUUUAUCCUCUGAUGCGUACGUCGUGUCAAAGUCCAUUACACAGAACUUGUCGGAUGGAAUUAAAUACACUAUUGUUGGUGCGUCGGCUGUUUCGAUGAUGUUUAUGCUAUCACCAAAGUUGUCGGUGAUCCUCUUGGCAUUUGCACCUCCAUUGCUUUUUGCCUCUUAUGUUUAUGGACUCAAGAUUCGUGCAAUAUCCAGAGCAUUGCAACAAUCCACCGGUUCGCUCACAAAAGUUGCCGAAGAGCAGUUAAAUUCUAUAAAAACGAUUCAAUCAUUUACUGCUGAAACCAAGGAGCUCACAAGAUACGAUGAUAGGAUUCGUGAUGUCUUUCGAAUCAGUUAUAAAGAUGCAGUCACAAAUGCGACAUUUUUCGCCUCUACUGGUGUGAUCGGAAACAUAACACUAUUAUUGACCUUGGGACUUGGCACAUUCUUUGUUAUGGAUGGAAGCAUGACUGUUGGUGGGUUAACAGCUUACUUGAUGUACACUGAGUAUUGUGGGAGCGCAACUUUCGGUAUUGCAAACUUCUACACUGAGCUUUUCAAGGGUGCCGGUGCAGCUUCUAGAUUGUUUGAACUGUUGGACCAGGACCCGGAUAUCGAUGGUGUUGAAGGUGAAAAGUUGAAAACAUCAAAGGGCCACAUUAAGUUUGAAAAGGUCGACUUCAGCUAUCCUACCAGGCCAGAUAACAUGGUUUUCCGUAAUCUCAAUUUAGAGAUAAAGCCGGGCUCAAAUGUCUGCAUUGUUGGACCGUCAGGCAGGGGAAAAUCCACCAUUGCAUCUCUUCUCCUGAGAUUUUACAAUCCUGAUUCGGGAAAGAUAACCAUUGAUGGAGAGGACAUUUCAAAAUACUCUGUGCAUUCAAUCCGUCAGGUGAUCGGCUUUGUCCAGCAAGAGCCUGUGCUCAUGCCUGGAUCAAUCCGGGAUAAUAUCGUUUAUGGUAUGCCUCCUGGUGUGAAAAUUACAGGGGAUAUGAUCGAGUGGGCGGCAGCAAAGGCAAAUUGUGAUUUUAUCGAUCAAUUUCCAGAUCGGUUUGACACAGAUAUCGGACCUCGUGGCUCAUUACUAUCCGGUGGUCAGAAGCAGAAAAUUGCCAUUGCUAGAUGUUUAAUCAAGGAGCCACGUAUAAUGAUACUUGAUGAAGCCACUUCGGCUUUGGAUUCACGAUCUGAAAAUGCUAUUAACACGACACUUGCUCGCUUGCUUCGGGACCAAUCGAUGACUACAGUAUCCAUUGCCCAUCGGAAGUCGACAAUUGAGAAAUGUGAUGAUGUAUUAGUUCUUGGAUAUGAUGGAAAUAUCGUUGAGGAAGGACGUUAUGAUGAGUUAUACUCGAACAAAGACUCUCGUUUAUACAAGUUGCUGAAUGAGACAUCGCCGAAUAAUGUGGCAUCGGAAGCACAGCUACGGAAGAAGGAGAGUGAGAGGAAACGGAAGGAAGAAGAAGCUCUCAAAGAAUGUGAAACGAAACCCACGGUAUUAAGUAAGGAGGAAGUGGAAAAACUAUCGUUGGAGGAGCGAAGUUUGGCUGCGGAGAACUUCAGCGAAGAAGGAGUUGAAAUGAAUGAUGAGUUUGGCCAUAAACUUAUGAUUCCUCAUCAUGUUGGCACGGAAGAAUUUAUCUUGCAUGCAGCAGCUGAUCGUGAGGAAGCAGAAAAGAUAAGACUCAAGGAAGAGAAACAGCAGGAGAAAAAGAAAAAGAAAAUGGAGGAAGAAGAGUCCAAAAAGAAUAAUGAGGAAUCCCAAAGCGAUCCUGACUCAGCCAAAAAGAAUGAGUCCGAUACUGUUACUGAUGAUAGCACUGACAGUACCGAUAAACCUGCAAAGGAAGCUGAUUCGGAUGCUGCCAAUGAGUCUCAAUCAAAAGAGAGUAAUAAAACAGGAACGGAGGAAAAGGUUCGAACAUGA